Messenger RNA from Poecilia reticulata (guppy), 1918 nucleotides. The record is from RefSeq and is a predicted model, not a curated record. NCBI's taxonomy places the organism in Eukaryota, Metazoa, Chordata, Actinopteri, Cyprinodontiformes, Poeciliidae.
UAGGAAUCAGAAGAAGAAGGAGAAGAAGAAGGAGAAGAAGAAGAAGAAGAAGGAGGGUUUUGGGACACAACCAUCAUGGGUGCUCGACUCGCGCGGAUGUUCCGAAACUAUAACGUGGAGGAGCGCGCGCUGAGAGAAAUCUCCAAAGAGAAGCCGAGGUCAGCACCGCGGCACGCGACCACCGCGACGGCCGUUMGSUCUGAGGCCUCGGAGUCGGUGAUGAAUAAGAACGAGUCGUUAUUGGAGCAUCUCAGGUCUGUGUAUGUAGAGUCCACGGAUCCAACAGUCGGCGGAAAAACGACUCCAGAGUUUUCAGGAAGAGGGUCUGCAGCCCGGCGGCCCCUCAGAGUCGGUUUCCCAGGAGGCGCGUUGGGCCUGCCGCACCUCACAGAUGUUCCKAAAGGGAAGCUGAGCCUGGCUGAGGCUCUCAAGGCUCUCGGCAGCCACCAGCACCAGCCUCGGACCUGGUCGGCAGAAAAGAUUGCUCAGGAAUAUUGCUUGGAAUUAAAAGACACACAAUCUGUGCUCCAAUUCUUUAUCCCUUUCCAGGUUGAGAUCAUCCCUCCAAAGAGCAGAACUUCAGAGCAAAUAAAGGCUUCCUAAGAAUGGAGAAGCUCUUACCUCACUUAUUUCUGUUCUAUGUUAUAGGAUGUAGCUUUUCCAUGAUUUAAGUGAUGUUUAGAUGGAAUGAUAGAACAUUUUUCAUAUAAAUAGAUGAAAAAACACAGAUAUUAAUCACAGUGAUCUGAUCAAGAAAAGUCCAUAAAGACGUUGUUGAUUGUUCAAAACUAAGUGUUUUUUUUACAGUGCAGACCUACAGAUUUUUAUUUCUAUUUACAAAUCAUAAAUGACAAAGUACCUUUGUGCAUUCAUUUUGAAAUUCAACUCAAAAGAAGUAGAAUUAGAUUUAUUUGCAAGUUAUGCUAAUGACUAAAUGAGUAGAUCUAUUUAUUUCUUUUUGUUGUUUAGGGCCUCCUUCUGUUCAGGUCAACCUGCUGCUGUGCUUGAACUAUACCAAUGCUGACAGUGGCCACACGCCCCUCUAUGAAGUGUGUCCUCAAUCAUAAGUGUUUAAAAUGUAGAGAAUUGGGACAGAAGGCCAUUGUGUCGCAACUUUGAUAUCCAAAAUGGUGGGACUGUUCACUCUUUUGGCACUUGGUCUGUUAAAAAGUAYAACAACAAGAAAUGGAUUGUAAAUGUGCAGUAUUUUUGCUUUCCAACGUCAUUGUUAGAGAUAUUUAGCUGUUCAAACAUGUUUUGCUAGUUGAAUACAGAGUAAAAUGUGAUGUAAUUGCACAUGCUCAAUUUCAAUACAUUACACUUGAAAGCUGAUUUCUUUUUUCUUUUGUGACAACUUGUUCUGUGAACAUUAUAUUUCCAGGAUGACAAAAAAAUACUCAUCAAAAACAUUGAUUUUAACAAUCGUAAAGGCAAUUCUCCCUGUGGUUAAGAGACAUCAUUACAUUUUGAUUUGUUUCUUGGAAAAACACGUCUUUUAUGUGGCGUAAAGGAAGUUUGAUAUAAAGUGGAGCUAAUGUAGCAUCAGGCCUUUUUCUCUUUGUUAGAAGAGAAAAAGGCCUGAUGAUACAUUUUGAGAAAUAAAAUGACAAAUGGAAUUAAAUGUCACUUUUAAAGUAAAUGAUGAAUGUCUGACUUGAUGGACCAAAAAAAAAUUACAAGAAAUUCACAAGGAACUCUGACUUCCAUUUUCUUUCUCUAUAGCCUGAGAAGAAAACAUUUGUUUAAAAAUUAUGAUGAAAUCUUUAACGACAAUAAGAACCAAAUGCCUUUCUAUUCCACUCCCACAAAAAAUUAAGAUGAGUUUUCAUAUUUUUGUAUUCUUUGUGUAUCAAUUUUAGAUGAAUAAAGUUUCUCCUGUAAUGACUUUCUACAAAAGAAAAUUAAACAUAAAUAUCAA